Molecule: messenger RNA, 1054 nt
Organism: Cannabis sativa
Lineage: Eukaryota; Viridiplantae; Streptophyta; Magnoliopsida; Rosales; Cannabaceae
Exons: 7
Coding region: 16-834 (272 amino acids)
Biological process (GO): Golgi to plasma membrane transport
Source: RefSeq, a predicted model, not a curated record
GUUUGGUCUAGUGGUAUGAUUCUCGCUUCGGGUGCGAGAGGUCGUGAGUUCGAUUCUCGCAACACCCCAAGAUUUCAUCUUUUGUUUUUUUUUACUCAUUUCUCUCUCUCGUUUUUACCUUCCAUCUUCUUCUCUGUGCUCUCUUUUUCUCACUCGGAUCAUCACAGUCAGGAGCUUGAAAGGAAAGAAAUUGAAAUCAAGAUGUCUUCUAAUGCAACAAAGCUUUCUCAUUUGCAAUCAUAUGUUGAUGAGUUAAAUGAGAAAGUAGAAAGUGGCUGCAGCAACAGCAAGAGUCUUUCUGAUGGAUUAAACCGUUUGUUAAGUGAAUCGGAAGAAGAGUUAGUUUCGGCUAGGAAGGAACUAGCUCCUUUGCUGAGGAAAAUACUAGCGGUAAGACGCCAGCUUGAUGAUGUGCCUUCUCAAUCAGAACUUAUUCAAUAUGAAGGGAGAUUAUCAGAGUUAUAUGCUCAUAUUCAGGGAAAACAUCAGCAAACACAAAAGUAUUAUGAUACCUAUAAUACACUAUUGGAGAUUAAGGAAUUGAUGUUAAAGGAAACAUCCUUGUUUAAUUCAUUAAGUUCCCAGUUUCAAGCUGCCAUUUCAAGCACUGGUGGUCGCAUGAAACUCAUUGAAUCCAUGGAGGGAAUCGUAAAGGGUAGCCGACAGAAACUGGAAAAAGUGCAGCUUGGGCUUGAAGAACAGCAACAAGCAUGUGAUGCUCUUAAAAAUAAGUAUACUGCAGAAAUUACAGCACGAAGACAAUGGUAUUCUCUCUUGAAGGUUUUUCAGGAGGAAUGUGCAAAGAAUGAGAGACUUAGAAGCAUAGCUUCAUAGAGGUUUUGUGUAGAUAGAAACAUAUCUGACAAAAGCCAUGUUGAUGUGAUCCACCUAUUGAUAUCAUGAAGAUAUGAAGUUUUCCCUUUCUUUUUUCUUUUGCACAAACUACAAAAACUAUUAUUCUCUCUUUUCAUGUACAAAAACUUGUGUUGUGUUCAAUUUUUUGUUUUAUAUAUUUACUCACAGCAUAUGCAGAAAAGAAAAGUACUUAUAUCCA